UUUUGAGCAACUCAGUGCCUGUUUUAUGUAAAUUAAUUUUUUAGAUUAUAGAAACAAUAAAGUAAGAUGCCAAUAUACAUAAAAAAUCCGAAUCCCGAGGGCGACAUCGAAGAAUGGUGCAUAGUGGAACUUCAAGGAGACCUGGAGGUGCGUGGUGAUCGAGCCAUGAGCGGGCAAUUCAUUGGCGACUUGCUGUUCAAUAAAUAUGGACAACCGAUUCUUAUCAUUGGCCACCACAUUCUGCAGGGACGGUUGCAAAAGAUCGACAAACCCCUGCUGGUCAUGGAAAAGCAUGAAACUCGCAAACGUCAUGUGACCGAACCCUCCACCGAUGAUGCCGCCGGAGACGACGAGAACGAAAUCAUGCUGGACGUGAGCCAGGUCAGUCAGCUCGAUAGCACGAUAGCCUCCUCCAAUCGGACCGUCCUGGAUUCGACGCUGGCAGUGGAGCAUAAAACCGUCCCCAAAACAGAGUACCUUGUGCGAGCGGUGGUGAAGCACAAGAUUCUCUUCAAAGCCAGACCCAAACCCAUCAUCGCGAAUGUGGCGAAAAGCGUUUAGAGAUUUAUAUAAAAUCGUGGUAUUUAUUUCCAAUCUGCCAUCGAGUUCUAAUAUUACAUCUUUCGGUCAUAAAAUGUA
Molecule: messenger RNA, 639 nt
Organism: Ochlerotatus camptorhynchus
Lineage: Eukaryota; Metazoa; Arthropoda; Insecta; Diptera; Culicidae
Product: chromosome transmission fidelity protein 8 homolog
Exons: 3
Coding region: 67-561 (164 amino acids)
Biological process (GO): mitotic sister chromatid cohesion
Cellular component (GO): Ctf18 RFC-like complex
Source: RefSeq, a predicted model, not a curated record